Messenger RNA from Rangifer tarandus platyrhynchus (Svalbard reindeer), 390 nucleotides. The record is from the annotation of a GenBank genome assembly. NCBI's taxonomy places the organism in Eukaryota, Metazoa, Chordata, Mammalia, Artiodactyla, Cervidae.
AUGCCAGGAGCGCCCGCGAGUGACUCUUACACCAAGCAAAUUACAGACCUGCACCUGAGGUUAACAGGGAGCCUCGGGGGAGGUCUCCACUCCAGCGCUGCCCUGCUGGGCAUGCUCUUGGCGGCCGCGCUCUAUGGUGGCUGCGGGAUGGCUCCGGCGUUCGCCCGUUCUCCUUGCAGUGUAUGGGUGCUGGGCUGCUCUGAGGGUCUCGUCCUUCCUUACGCAUCUGGAACCAGAGUGGAUGCCAUGCUGUUUCCUCGUCACGAGAGGCAGAAAAUUCGCCUGGAGGGCUCUCGUCUUGGAGGACUUACAUACAAUCUUGGAGACGUGAGAGACGGUUCUCACAUCCGAUCCUGGUGGGAGGACUCUCUUGGAGGAUUCACAGCCUAG